CACACACAACAGUCAGUACGCUUGCGAACGCGGUCGAUUCUAGUCGAAGCGAACCGCCGGUAAACGCGUUGCGGCGAUUACAAUAUUUUUUUUUUUUUGUUGUUGUCGUUGUUGAACAUUGCGUUUGUUUAAUAAAAAAAAUCACUAGCGCACGCGAUAUCCGUCCGCCGGAGUUGACACUACAUUCGAAUCGUCCGAAAUUUGAAUUCAGAGCCGUGUUUUAGCCGGGAAACGGUGUCCGAUUAUUUUUUAUUAAAAAGUUAAAAAAAUUAAUUUGUUUGGCGUUGUCUAAGAGACACCUUCGAGCGCGGGUUGUUGAUAAAAACAAAAAACACCGACCGAAAAUAAUAUAUAUAUAGUUUUUUACUCGGCGUGUUACGGAUUUCGUGGUCCGCAAACGGUUUCGGUCACAGCCAAGUGCUGGUGUGCAACUAUGUUGAUAUACCCGACGGCGGGCAGCGGGGCGAUCAGUAGCCGUAUGAGCGCGUCGGGUCAGAAAGGCGGCCGGGCCGCGGCCAAAGGCGCGGUGCAGCGCAAGUUGGAAGCCAACAAGACAAAGGCCAGACAGACGGUGCUGUGGAAACCGUCGGACGUGGAACAAGGGGUGGUCGUGGUCGACGAGAAACAACUCAUGCGGUUGGUCAAAACCGAACCCAUCGAAAACUAUUAUCGGCUAGACAGCGAACCGUUUGCCAAAGGUCAGUUCGCUUCGGUUCGACGGUGCACGUCGUUGGCGACGGGAGAAGUUUUUGCCGCCAAGUUUUCGAACCGCACCAGGUUCGGCGAGGACUGCAGUCCAGACAUACACCACGAAAUAGCCCUGUUGUCCCUGUGUUCGCCUUCGCCACGGAUAACCAAGCUGCACGAUGUGUUUCAAACGCCCAAACAGUUGAUCAUCGUUAUGGAAUAUGCCCCGGGCGGCGACUUACAGAAAGUCAUCGACGACGACAACGUGCCGUUCGAAGGCGAUGUGGUCAAGUUCGUCCAUCACGUGGUCGAGGGCUUGGCGUAUUUGCACCAAAGGAAAAUCGCUCAUUUAGACAUUAAACCCCAAAACUUGGUGCUGAUGGGCGCGUUUCCCACGUGCGACGUCAAGUUGUGCGACUUUGAGAUAUCCAGAGUCAUCCUGGAAGGAGCCGAAAUCCGAGAGAUCCUGGGGACGCCCGAUUACGUCGCCCCGGAGAUUCUGCACUACGAGCCCAUCACGCUAGCCGCAGACAUGUGGUCGUUGGGAGUGACGACGUACGCUCUGCUGACCGGAUUCAGCCCGUUUGGCGGCGAGACGGACCAGGAGACGUUUUGCAACAUAUCCAACGCCGACAUCGACUUCCCGGACGAGCUGUUCGAAGACGUAUCGGCCGAGGCGGUAGACUUUAUCCGGAAACUGCUGGUCAGGGACCCCAGGGAGAGGCUGACGGCCAAAGAGUGUCUGAAACACCCGUGGCUGGCCAACCUGAGGAAGUCGUCGUCGGCGAGCAGCGCCGCAUCGGCGCCAACCGGCGGCAGACGGUCGGGCUGUAACGCGUGCGCCAACCCGGUGUCGGCGACCAGGCGCACGGGACUGCAACAGUCGUACUUGUCCAAGUCUCGCGAGGCGCUUUUCGAGAAGAUCGUGUCCAAGCACAUGCGGCAAAACGAUCUCAAGAGGUCGGCGCUGCUCAGCGAGUCGCAGCACGCGUCCAGCCACACCUCGUUGGUUUCCCGGUCCAGGGACCGGCACGGCGCGCCCCGGACGUUCAGCAAGUCCAAGGAGAAGCUGUACGGGCUCAAAAGCCUGUCGCGGUCCCAAGACGUGCUGGACGUGUGCAAGAGCAUCAAAGACCUGAGCGAAGUAGACAAAAUCGCCACCGUCGGCAGCCUUCUGAUGAGCCUGACCGGGGUGUCGACGCUGCCGAACUCGCUGUGUUCGUCCACCGCCAACAUAUCGGUUUCGCAGAGCCACAUACCCGAAGACCCUACCGACGACCCCGUAGUCGGCACCGAAGAAGACGACAAAGAAAACGUGGCUAGAAACGGCGAAGUUCCCAGACCGGAUUCGCCGGCCGAGAGCAAUAGCAGCGGAUCGAGUAGCGUCGAACAUUUUUACCAUUCGGACGAAGAACCUAGGUUUACAGUGGCGCAACUCGUCAAGGCGUUCGACAUGCACCAAGAGGUGGUCACCCAGCGGUCUCUGGAAGUGACCAUGAACGCCACAGACCUGGUCACCAAAUUACCUCCAUCGGCGGAAACGGCGGCCGGCGCGGAAGACCCCAAGACGUUGGCGGCGGCGGCGGUCAAGUUUCCCACGGGACCAAACGCCCUUAGGCUUUUCAUACCGAACAUCGACAUCGGUGGCAACUCCUCGACGGCCAAGAGAACCCGUGGAGCCCGGGAAUGCGGUAGCAGGGACGACGAGAGUGCCCCGAGUCCAAAUUCAGACGACUGCCGCAAGAGAUCAAACAUGAAUGAUCAACGAUGACCGCCGGGCCGCUAUGUUUGUAAAGUUAUGUAAUUUAUUAAAUGUAUAUAUAUAUACAUAUAUAUUAUAUAGUUAAUAAUCAAUUAUGUGCCAGUGAUACGUAGGUAGGUACCUACCAAAGUCAUAAAAAUUUACACUAUAUGUAUGUAUCAAUAGCUAAUGAUAACAUAAAAAAAAUACGUGUACAUUCGAUUAUUUAUUUAUUGUACUCAAUAAACAAACAUGUUUUGUGUGGUUUAAAUCUUAUAAAAAUAGAUAACGCUGUACAAUACAAAUUGACACUCUUUUGGAACAAGAACCAUAAAUAAUAUAUAGGUACAUUAUUUAGGUUUUUCUUUCGCUGAAUCCUACCCUAGUCUCCGAAUUCGUCACAGCUCGUCAAUUUUAAAUCGCCUCCAAAAUUGUACACAACGUAAAACAAAAAUCAGAAUUUUCUUUAUGUAUAAAAAAAUUAUAAAUUCUACAUUAAUUCUGAGUUCCAAACAAAGGUUAAUAAAACUGUUCGAAAUAAAUGUUAGAAAUUAUUGUAACGUACAAAACACACUGAAAAUGCCACUGAAGAGAGUUUUUUUCAAUUUUGUAGGUGAUUUAAAAUAUAAUUACAAAAUCUCAGGUAGGUAUCUAAUAUAUCCAACAAAAUAUAAAUAUAUUUUGGUUAGUUCUUGUUCCAAAAAUGAGUUGUUCAGU
Molecule: messenger RNA, 3145 nt
Organism: Adelges cooleyi (spruce gall adelgid)
Lineage: Eukaryota; Metazoa; Arthropoda; Insecta; Hemiptera; Adelgidae
Exons: 7
Coding region: 434-2458 (674 amino acids)
Biological process (GO): protein phosphorylation; positive regulation of apoptotic process; intracellular signal transduction
Cellular component (GO): nucleus
Molecular function (GO): ATP binding; protein serine/threonine kinase activity
Source: RefSeq, a predicted model, not a curated record